AUAAUGAAACAACACUUUUUAAUCCAUUUAGUCGAAUAUUUAGGUGUAAACAGUUUAUUCAAAAUGAAGUACAUUACAGUGUCGGUUGUAUUUUUGGUGCUGACUCAAACUAUCGUUGCCAAUUACUUAACAUAUGAAAAAUGCGCGCUGAAAGACUCUGAAUGUUUAUUAAAGCAAGCGCGGGCUGUACUUCCUUCUUUCGUGCAAGGUAUACCGGAGCUUGGUAUCAAAAAGUUGGAUAAAUUACAUAUGGAUAAAAUUACUAUCGAUAUACCAGGUAUUUACGCUGAGUUGACGAAUUUAGAAAUUGGAGGCUUGAGUAAAGCAACCAUUGACGACGUCAGCAUCAACGUGCCAUACAAACUUCUGCGUAUAUCAUUCAAUACGCCGAACCUACAUACUGAGUUUGAUUACAAACUUAACGGAACAUUAUUUGGAUUUCCGGUUUUUGGUGAAGGGAAAGGACAACUUAGUUUGAAGAAUUUACAAACAGAGUUACUGAUUAUUUUCGAUAUUGUUAAAAACGAUCAAGGUGAUGACAUUCUCGAGUUCAAGUCAUUUAUGUAUGGCGCGGAUGCGAUUGACGGCUUGCAUGCCAAAUUGGAAAAUAUGUACAACGGGGACAAGGAAAAGAGUGAUAUGUAUCAUGAAAUAGUCAAUAAAAACUGGCGAAUAAUAGCAACAAACUACGGCAGAUGCUUCACUUCUAAAUUCAUGGAGGAACUCGUCGAAGUUUUCAAGACUUGUAUCUGUCAGCCUUUAAAGGACAUAGCGAUUUGGCCGGAGCAAGAAUUGCACUAGAGUUAGUAGGAAUAGGGAAAGAACAUCAGUUCCGUUAGCCCUAUUCUCUGUUUCAGGAUCACACAUUGCAAAUAACAAACAAAAGUAAACUUAUGUCGUUGG
This is a messenger RNA of Bicyclus anynana (squinting bush brown), 903 nucleotides long. RefSeq names its product circadian clock-controlled protein daywake-like. The record is from RefSeq and is a predicted model, not a curated record. Lineage: Eukaryota; Metazoa; Arthropoda; Insecta; Lepidoptera; Nymphalidae. The transcript has 5 exons. The coding region runs from base 4 to 801 and encodes 265 amino acids.